AUGAACGUGGUCGGGGGCUACCAGGGCCACCCCCACCCGCACCACCACCAUCCGCACCACCCGCACGGCGCGCUGCUGCACGAGCCCUUCCUCUUCGGGCCGCCGCCGCCGCCGCCCCCCGCGCGCUGCUUCCAGGCGGCCGAGCGCCCCUUUGCGCAAAACUGGCUGCUCAACGCGGCGGCGGCGGCCGAGCUCCCGUCGGAGCUGGGCGGGCGGCUGGCGGGGCGGCGGCGGGCGGCGGCGGCGGCGGCGCCGGGGGCUCCGCGCAAGGAGCGCCGCCGCACCGAGAGCCUGAACAGCGCCUUCGCCGAGCUGCGCGAGUGCAUCCCCAACGUGCCGGCCGACACGAAGCUUUCCAAGAUCAAGACGCUGCGCCUGGCCACCAGCUACAUCGCCUACCUCAUGGAGGUGCUCGCCAAGGACGGCCCCGCUGCCGAGGGCUUCAAGGCCGAGCUCAAGAAGGCCGAGCCCCGCGACGCCAAGAGGAAGCGCGAGCAGCAGCCGCCCGAGGUUUAUUCUCCCUCUUUAGGCCACGGAGAGAAACGGCUUAAAGGCAGGACUGGUUGGCCUCAGCAGGUCUGGGCGCUGGAAUUAAAUCAAUGAAACCCGGAGUUUUAAGCCGAGAGCACGAACCCCAAAUGUCUUCCGGGCAGAGGCGGCGGCGGGGGCCUUCUU
Varanus komodoensis (Komodo dragon) is the source of this 675-nucleotide messenger RNA. It is a transcript of the gene HAND1, whose product is annotated as heart and neural crest derivatives expressed 1. The record is from RefSeq and is a predicted model, not a curated record. Gene Ontology annotation, molecular function: RNA polymerase II transcription regulatory region sequence-specific DNA binding; protein dimerization activity; DNA-binding transcription factor activity, RNA polymerase II-specific. Gene Ontology annotation, biological process: heart development; regulation of transcription by RNA polymerase II. The coding region runs from base 1 to 603 and encodes 200 amino acids. NCBI's taxonomy places the organism in Eukaryota, Metazoa, Chordata, Lepidosauria, Squamata, Varanidae. The transcript has 3 exons.